Molecule: messenger RNA, 1957 nt
Organism: Lytechinus variegatus (green sea urchin)
Lineage: Eukaryota; Metazoa; Echinodermata; Echinoidea; Temnopleuroida; Toxopneustidae
Product: beta-1,3-galactosyltransferase 1-like
Exons: 1
Coding region: 162-1247 (361 amino acids)
Cellular component (GO): membrane
Molecular function (GO): hexosyltransferase activity
Source: RefSeq, a predicted model, not a curated record
GCCUAUCUAGGCGAUACCUCCCAUAUUUUUUUUUUCUGGAACAACCACGUUGUAGACAUUUGAACAAGCUACCGGGUUUUCAAGAAAUCUCUAAAACAUCGCCGAUAGUACGGCACAACAUUUGAUAUAAACUUAUUAUUCUGGAAUCAUAUAACAAGAGGAUGGCACGAGUUCAUUUGAAGGGGAUAGUGGUGAUGCUUUGCCUUAUUUCGUCUCUAUGUGCAUGCAUAUUCAUUUUUGUCUUGGAUGCGGGCAUUGUAAAUCAAAUAUCGUUGAGGCUCAGAUCCGGAGCCGCUGGGAAACGAGGCCCAAAUCACUUUUCGUCUGUCAUAUCUGAUUCACAGAGAGGCAAAAACGCAAGUGCAAUGCCUGGUCAACACGCGACGUUGCGGCCAAAACUACUAGCGCUCGGAUGGCUCAAAAAUGUGGACUGGGUACCAGGCAUGGCAUCAGGACCGAAAUUGGACAUCUAUGAUUUUGUACUCAAUCCUGAGAAUACGUGUAAGGAAGGGAAUACCACACUACUAAUUUUGGUAAAGUCGGCACCUUCUCAUUUUUCACGCAGAGAGGUCAUCCGGGAAACUUACAUCAGGUUUGUCAAGGAGAGUAGAAUGCCCGCUAAGGUGCUAUUCAUCCUAGGAAACCCAAAGGAGGAAGCUGACCAGGAUCGCGUAAGAGAGGAGUCCAAACUACACGGGGAUAUUCUGCAGGCCGGUUUUAGAGACCAUUAUUACAACCUUACCAUCAAGCUCAUCAUGGGAUUCAAAUGGACCGUAAACUUUUGCCGCCACAGUGACUUUCUGAUGUCAACAGACGAUGACGUAAUGAUCGACGUUGCCAACCUUGUCCAGGACUUGACAACGCUACCGGAGUCUCGUACGAACUUCUGCCUGGGAUGGCCAACCUCCACUGCCCCGAUACGAGAUGUGAACAGCAAAUGGUACUGCCCGAAGGAAAUGUUCCCAGAUGACAUUUACCCGGUGUAUCCAUUUGGUCAUGGUUAUGUGCUGUCGCGUGAUGCCGUAGCAAAAGUCUACGAAUCUUCCAAAGAACUGCCUCCAAAAACACCGUUUGACGAUGUUUACUGUGGUAGACUUUUGAUAUCAAGAGGUAUGGGUAUUGUUGACAGAGCGAACACCUUUAAGAGACUUCAUCCUGGGAGACAACCCGGAGAUUACCUUAAGUGUGAACUGUCGGUGGACAAAAUGAAAAAAGUAUGGAAGUCGUUGGAACCUGUUCGGAACUAACACGCAGCACUCCUGAACAACGAUUCUCCCGAAAAACGCUUACCCCGACUACAAGAUCACUUAGAAGAAAAAAAGAAUGAAUGAACAAUCUCUUGUACAACAGAAAGUAAUCUUAUUUUUAGACUAAUCAUAUUGUGAAAUAAUCAUGAAUAGAAGAACGUAAGAUAAGCAUUAAAUACAAUAUUAGUGAUAGAUUGAUAGAAAAAUAAUAGAAAAGGUUGUUCAAAGGUGUUCUCAAGGGCACAGAUUGAACUUAGGUCGGAAUAGAAAUAUAAAUGGAAAGAGGAAGAAAAAGAGCCUGGGGAGACAGAAAAUGAGCAGAAAUGAAAGAAUAUGAUUUGUAGAUGUAUAUUUCAACGAAAUAGUACACUUAUUUUAAUCAUAAAAUCGUUUUGGAAAGUUUGGAAAGUAAUCUUCGUUCAAUCACUGAUACAUGCAGACUUUGCAUUCCCUUGUCAAAACUCUCCUCUGCCGAAAAACGGUUUGCUGUAGCAGCUGCCAAGACCUGGAAUGCUAUCCCUCUUUCAAUAAGAAAUGCUUCCAGUGUUCUUGGCUUCAAAUCUUCCCUUAAGACAUACCUUUUUCCUAAAUAAUUAAUUUUCCCUUUUUAUCUUGAAUAUUGUAGUAAUUAUUGCAAAUGUUAAAUUGUUACUCCUACAUUGCACGCGCUAUGGUACUUUUUGUUUUUAGCGCCUCUAAAUACCCAUUAU